This is a messenger RNA of Myzus persicae (green peach aphid), 1190 nucleotides long. It is a transcript of the gene Atg12, whose product is annotated as ubiquitin-like protein ATG12. Gene Ontology annotation, cellular component: phagophore assembly site membrane; cytoplasm; Atg12-Atg5-Atg16 complex. Lineage: Eukaryota; Metazoa; Arthropoda; Insecta; Hemiptera; Aphididae. Gene Ontology annotation, biological process: C-terminal protein lipidation; autophagosome assembly; autophagy of mitochondrion. The transcript is spliced from 3 exons. The record is from RefSeq and is a predicted model, not a curated record. Bases 314 to 640 code for a protein of 108 amino acids.
UUUUCAUUUUUUUUAGCAAAAAUAACUAUUGAGUAACUGGGUAAGUUGUAGGUACCUCGUUAACCAAUAACUACUGUCAAGUAAUUUCAUUUGUGUCUAGUAGUUUGUACCUAACUUAUUUAACUUCUUGGUUACUUACUGUUAUCCUCUAAACUAAACCAUAAAUUUUAAUUUACCUUAUCAACUUUUCCCAUACUAUUUUGUGGAUUAAUUUCGCAUCAUGUGCAAAACAUAAAGAUAUUAGUACUGUGAGAUAUGAUAGAAAUAUAUUCAAUUUUCAAAGUAUAGAAACUAUCUGUUUUAUACAUCUGCCAUGGACGAAGAACUUAACAGUGAAUCUGAGAAGAGCUCCAGAGCUCCCGCUGAAAAUAAAGAAAAAAUUGAGAUACUAUUGAAAGCAACUGGUAAUGCACCAAUUCUCAAAACAAAAAAAUGGAUGGUUGAAAAAGAAAAGACAGUAGCAUCUAUUAAUGAUUUCUUACGGAAACUAUUAAAACUAGAACCAUCUGAUAGUUUGUUCAUAUAUGUGAAUCAAGCAUUUGCGCCACCACCUGAUCAGACAAUGAAAAAUUUAUAUGACUGUUACAACACAGAUGGUCGGCUUAUAUUACAUUAUUGUAAAACCCAAGCUUGGGGAUAAGAUACUAAGAUCAUAUUACAUUUUGUUUCUUAGUAAUCAAAAAUGUUUUAAUUUGUAUUUAUUUUAAGCUUUUGUACUUAUAAAAUUGUUUUUAUUAAUAAAUAUGUAUAGUGUGUAUAUAUAAAAAAAAUACUACAAUUAUUUAAAUCUGAAUCUAUUAUACUCAAUUGGUCCAAAUUAAAUAUUGAAGUAUUGUGUACUAUCGUAAAUUACUUAUUAUUUUGUAUUACUGCAGCCUGCAGGUAUAAAUAAUUUUAUCUAUUUAAUUAUUAUAUUUAAAAAAAUACUUGUUAUAUAUUAUGUAUUCCAGAAUAAGCCAGAGUUAUUAAUGUCAUUAAUCUGUAUGCAAGCUUCAAAGAGGAAGACUGAAACUUUACAUAUUGAGUAUAGUGUAUUAAAGUUUAAACUCCAUUGUAUAGAAUAUAGAUUAUAGGUUUCAACCAAUAUUUGUAUAUUGUCAGUGCCGGAUUUAACCAUUGUGCCGCUUUAAGCACUAAAUAAUUAUAGUUAAUCUAGUCUAAAAAAUGUUAUUAGAGCAUACAAUUAUAGU